AUGGCCGGGUCAGGAGUGCACGGCUUCUCCUCCUCUGUCACCACGGAGGAGGCUCCGCGAGCGUGUGAUGCUCCCGGCUGCAGAGAGCGGGGGGCGCUGUCGGGCAGGGCCGGGCCCUCAGGCACCGAGCGGCUCCACCGCGGGGCCCGGAGCUGGGGGACCCUGCGGCCAAAGCUGUGCCCCGGAGCUGGGGGACCCUGCGGGCAAAGCUCUGCCCCGGAGCUGGGGACCCUGCGGCCAAAGCUCUGCCCCGGAGCUGGGGACCCUGCGGCCAAAGCUGUGCCCCGGAGCUGGGGGACCCUGCGGGCAAAGCUGUGCCCCGGAGCUGGGGACCCUGCGGCCAAAGCUGUGCCCCCGGAGCUGGGGGACCCUGCGGCCACAGCCGUGCCCCCGGAGCUGGGGACCCUGCGGCCAAAGCUGUGCCCCGGAGCUGGGGACCCUGCGGCCACAGCUGUGCCCCGGAGCUGGGGGACCCUGCGGCCACAGCCGUGCCCCGGAGCUGGGGGACCCUGCGGCCACAGCCGUGCCCCCGGAGCUGGGGACCCUGCGGCCAAAGCUGUGCCCCCGGAGCUGCGGGACCCUGCGGCCACAGCCGUGCCCCGGAGCUGGGGGACCCUGCGGCCAAAGCUCUGCCCCGGAGCUGGGGACCCUGCGGCCACAGCCGUGCCCCGGAGCUGGGGACCCUGCGGCCACAGCCGUGCCCCGGAGCUGGGGACCCUGCAGCCAAAGCUGUGCCCCGGAGCUGGGGACCCUGCGGCCACAGCCGUGCCCCCGGAGCUGGGGGACCCUGCGGGCAAAGCUGUGCCCGGAGCUGCGGGACCCUGCGGCCACAGCAGUGCCCCGGAGCUGCGGGACCCUGCGGCCAAAGCUGUGCCCCGGAGCUGGGGGACCCUGCGGCCACAGCCGUGCCCCGGAGCUGCGGGACCCUGCGGCCAAAGCUCUGCCCCGGAGCUGGGGACCCUGCGGCCACAGCUGUGCCCCCGGAGCUGGGGACCCUGCGGCCACAGCCGUGCCCCGGAGCUGCGGGACCCUGCGGCCAAAGCUGUGCCCCCGGAGCUGGGGACCCUGCGGCCACAGCCGUGCCCCGGAGCUGGGGACCCUGCGGCCACAGCUGUGCCCCCGGAGCUGGGGACCCUGCAGCCACAGCUGUGCCCCCGGAGCUGGGGACCCUGCGGCCAAAGCUCUGCCCCCGGAGCUGCGGGACCCUGCGGCCACAGCUGUGCCCCCGGAGCUGGGGACCCUGCCGCCAAAGCUGUGCCCCGGAGCUGGGGGACCCUGCCGCCAAAGCUGUGCCCCGGACCCUGCUACCAAAGCCGUGUCCCGGACCCUGCCACCAAAGCUGUGCCCCGGACCCUGCCGCCAAAGCUGUGCCCCGGACCCUGCCACCAAAGCUGUGUCCCGGACCCUGCCACCAAAGCCGUGUCCCGGACCCUGCUACCAAAGCUGUGUCCCGGACCCUGCCGCCAAAGCUGUGUCCCAGGGCUCGCCGAGCCUCGGGCAGCCCCGCGGGCAGUGGGAGCCUUGGUCCCCCCCGGCACAGCUGCCGUGGCCCAGACGGAGUUAGACAGGAGCUGA
This is a messenger RNA of Oenanthe melanoleuca, 1575 nucleotides long. RefSeq names its product collagen alpha-1(VIII) chain-like. The record is from RefSeq and is a predicted model, not a curated record. The transcript has 2 exons. Lineage: Eukaryota; Metazoa; Chordata; Aves; Passeriformes; Muscicapidae. Bases 1 to 1575 code for a protein of 524 amino acids.